GACGCGGGUCCGCGGCUCGGGGCGGCACCGGCGCGGUCCGGCGGGCAGGGGGAGGAAGGCUGGCGCCCUGCGGCGGGCGCUCGGCGGGCAGGAGGCGGCUGCGCCGGUGGCUCCCCGCGUUCCUGGCGCUCGGCUGCUGGGCGCCCCACGCCAUGUUCUCGGUGCUCUCCUACGGCAGGCUGGUGGCGCGGGCGGUCCUGGGCGGCCUCUCGCAGACCGACUCCCGCGACUACAGCCUGGUCACGGCCAGCUGCGGCUUCGGCAAAGAUUUCCGCAAGGGCAUCCUCAAGAAAGGCAUGUGCUACGGGGAUGACGCCUGCUUCGUGGCCAGGCACCGCACCGCCGAUGUGCUGGGGGUGGCAGAUGGUGUCGGUGGCUGGAGAGACUACGGGGUUGACCCCUCUCAGUUCUCAGGGACUCUCAUGCGAACGUGUGAACGUUUAGUGAAGGAAGGACGGUUUGUUCCCAGCAAUCCUGUCGGGAUUCUCACGGCAGGCUACUGUGAGCUGCUGCAGAACAAAGUACCUCUGCUUGGGAGCAGCACGGCCUGCAUCGUGGUUCUGGACAGGACGAGUCACCGCUUACACACGGCCAACCUGGGCGACUCCGGCUUCCUGGUGGUCAGGGGAGGAGAGGUCGUCCAUCGCUCUGACGAGCAGCAGCAUUACUUCAACACUCCCUUCCAGCUCUCAAUAGCUCCUCCAGAAGCAGAAGGAGUUGUCUUAAGUGACAGCCCCGAGGCUGCCGACAGCACGUCCUUCGACGUGCAGCUGGGGGACAUCAUCCUGACGGCCACCGACGGGCUGUUCGACAACAUGCCCGACUACAUGAUCCUGCAGGAGCUGAAGAAGCUCAAGAACUCCAACUACGAGAGCAUCCAGCAGACGGCGCGGAGCAUCGCGGAGCAGGCGCACGAGCUGGCCUACGACCCCACCUACAUGUCCCCCUUCGCGCAGUUCGCCUGCGACAACGGCCUCAACGUCAGAGGGGGCAAACCAGACGACAUCACCGUCCUUCUGUCCAUCGUGGCCGAGUACACAGACUGAGGGCCCUGUGCCGCUCCCGCACGGAUUCCUGCUGGAACAGGAUUGAUCCCUCCUCCCCCUGCCCUGGGCAGCCGGCCCUGACACAGCGGAGUCCUUGCUGACAACCACUCGUACAACGCUGGGCUUGCUCUGCCAGCGAGAGGUGAAGAAGCUCAAGGCCUGGAGCGUCCGUCAGAGCUUCUCAUUGUCCGUGCCGGGGGCAGGAUCCGUCCCACGGCGUCCCCGCUCCGGAGAUGGGACUUUCCGAGGAGUACAACUGGUUGAUCGUCUUUCAGAGUAGCUCAGUAGGUAACCCCUCUGCACGAGGGCAUCGCGCUCUUUGCUCGGAACGUUCGCUGUUGUCGAGGGUGUGUUCCAGCCCCAGUUCCAUAAAGCAUUGUCUUGUUCCAGUGGUAGCCGAGGUUUCGUGUUCCUGAGCUCCGGUUUUCAGGAGAUUUCUAAACUGCUGUAAACAUUCUGCUCUUGCCAUCCGUGGUGUCAGCCUUAGGAGCCUUUUCUAGUACGAGAUUUCAAACAAAACCUAGUUCAAGUUAUAUGGAUGCAAAUGUGUUUUGUGAUUUCAGGUGCUUAACUGUGAUCUUAAAAAAAAAAAAAAAAAAAAAAAAAAGUUCUGCAGAUCAUUCGUCCAUGAUGGGCCUGGUUCUGGAUGUUUUGGCUGUGGAUGAUUAUUAUUAUUUUUAUUAAACAAGACUCCUAGCUCAGUCUCAAACAGCCGAGCUGGCCACAGCUGAGGUCUUGGAGCAUUUGGCCCCAUCUCCUGGUGGGAAAUGCUCUGGUGGGAGGUUGCACAAAGAACGGCUCGUCCUCAACUCCCAACGUCCUCGCUUGGGGUAGAUAAUCCUGUCGUUGAUGAAGCCUGAUUUGUGUUAAUAAUUGCCAUUGCUUGUAGAACAGAAUCUGCUGCACCACUUUUAAAGUCCAGCUGAUCCUUUCUGACUCAACAGGCACCUCUUUGCUUCUGCUGCGGCAGCGAGUACGAAAACGAACCUUAACGAAUAAUCAGCAAAACUUCACAUUUCAGUAACUAAAGUGUAGGGGUUUCACUGAACCUUAAUGAUGUUUACAGUUAUCUUAACAGCCACUUUGCAAUAUGACAUUUCCUUUUCAAUGACAGUAGCUCACGUUUCCCCCCCUCCCCUCACUUCCAGCCAGCUUUUCCUUUUCCUUUCCCGAGGCUCAUACGAAAGCUGAGAGCUGUAAAGAUAUAUAUAUUUUUGGUCAGUUUUUUCAUUAACUUUUUUGCUGGUAGAAAAGUACGUAGAAAUAAAUUAAAGCCAUGUUUUUAUAUAUUGAAAAAAAAAAAAAAAAAAAAGUCGGGUAAUGUUGCUGUUUAGGUGAGUGCAGUUAAACUUGGUCAGUAAGGAAUCUUUCCUGCUCUCGAGAGGAGAUUUUUACUACCUGGUUUAUUGUAUUAAAACUGUUUAAGUUUGAGGUUACCUCAACUUGUUUAAAGAAUUUUUGUGGACUUGUACUGUAUAUUUGCGUAACUAUGUCAAGCUUUUAUUUAAGGUCAUUUAACAUGUACCAUGUACAUGUCAUUUUACUAUAUUUCAAUGCAUCAUGCUUGUAACAGGCAUUUCAUUUAUAAUAAGUGAUUAAUUUGGGAGCUCUUCAGUAAUUUAUCUGCUAUUCCUCAAUUGGCGUAAUGUUAGGGAUCUACUUUGAAUCACCUUGUAAUUACUUGUCAAAAUGCCUUAACUACCCUAACUUGACCAAAAUGGGAUUUUGGUGAGGGUAUGGGGAGGAUUCUGUUAAUGAAGAGAAAUUAAUUCGUUUUGUGACACAUGAGCAGUGAGCGGUGGAGAACUUUGCACAACCUGUCAGUCCUUGUUUUGAGCCGGCCCAGCUGUGCCUGGCUGGCAGUUCCAGGAAUGUAUUCACUGAGCACAGGGCUUUGUUCCUCUCCUGGGGGGGCCUUGCCCUCCCCAAUCCGGGUGUCUUCACAUUUUAUCUGCCAGUAUUUCCCCUCAGCUUCUGGCUUAGAGCAGAUUUGAUCAAUUCUUGUGUCCCCCGACCUUCCCUUCGGGAGCCCUGGGCUGCUGCUCUGACCUCUCUCAGCACAGUCCCCAGCCCUGGGGUUUUAUCCCCCCCUCAGCUUUCCAGAACUUUCCCUGGGGCUGUGUGCGGGUCAGAGGGAUGCACCAGGGUCUGGAAUUGCCUGUGAGGCCAAGCUGUGCUCCCUGUCUGUACCCGCAGAGCCCUUUGCCUCAUAUCACACCAUCAGUCGUUGUUUUUUUGUUUCGUUUUUUUUCUUUUUUUUUUAAAUAAAGAACAAAUUUGGAUUUUGAUUUACAAAUCAUGAGUUUUUUCCCUCACCGGGCACACCAAAGACCAGUAAAGCUUUUAGCUUUUCCAUCUGUUUAUAAAGCAAUACUGUAUUAUAAAGAAUUGAUAUUUUUAUCACA
This is a messenger RNA of Myiozetetes cayanensis, 3451 nucleotides long. RefSeq names its product protein phosphatase targeting COQ7 (gene PPTC7). The transcript is spliced from 6 exons. The coding region runs from base 153 to 1046 and encodes 297 amino acids. The record is from RefSeq and is a predicted model, not a curated record. Lineage: Eukaryota; Metazoa; Chordata; Aves; Passeriformes; Tyrannidae.